Triticum turgidum subsp. durum (durum wheat) is the source of this 2940-nucleotide messenger RNA. NCBI's taxonomy places the organism in Eukaryota, Viridiplantae, Streptophyta, Magnoliopsida, Poales, Poaceae. The record is from the annotation of a GenBank genome assembly.
AUGGCCGCCGCCGGAGGAGAUAGCGUCCGCCGCCACCGCCGCGUCCACACCGUCGCCGACACUUCUCCUUCCGCGUCCCUCCAGGGUGACCCUGAAAUUGGAGCUGCAUCAUCCGCAGAGCAGAGCCAGGGAGGAGGAGCAGGCCCUGACAAACAUGUUGGAGUUCCUGACAUUUCUAAGGCCGGGGACUCAAAGCUGUACGAGUUCAAGGAGCAGCUCCUGCUGCUGUCGACUUUGGUGGCGACGGUGACGUACGUCGCCGGGCUGAACCUGCCCGGGGGGUCCUGGGAGCAGGGCAACCCAGGGGGGCACCUCGCCGGCGACCCGAUUCUUCGGGACACUCACUACCGCCGGUACCUCGCCUUCUACUACUGCAACGCGACGGCCCUCGCCGCGUCGCUCGUGGUCUCUCUCAUCCUCAUCAUCUUGCGGAGGAAGAGCCCUGUCUGGACAGCAGUGCUGCAGAUCGUCAUGGUGCUCGACCUGCUCAGCCUCAUCGGUGCGUACGUUGCCGGGAGCUGCCGGGAUGCAUUCACAACCAUCUACGCGCUGGUGGUCUUCUGCGUUUUGGUAGUGGCCAUCAUCUCUGUUUUCUUCUCCCUUAUGGUGAAGGCCCUCAUCAAAUGGGCUGGCAAGGUCCGUGCCGCCGCCAGCCCGAUCAACACCACUGGUGGCAACCUCAGAGGCAUCCUCGCCUUGAGGCGAGUCACGACGGCGAUCAAGGCAAUUGAGUCGCUUGCAGCCGACUCCAAAGACCGUGCUGAGAAGGAGAUGGUUGAUGUGUUGAUGCUGCUCGCAACCUUCGCGGUCACCAUCACAUACGUUGCCGGGCUGAGUCCGCCUGGUGGGUUCUGGACCAGCACCCAAGACGGACACCGUUUGAGCGACCCGGUGUUACAAGCCCGUGGCCGGUACCGCGCCUUCUUCGUCUGCAACACCACCUCGUUCGCUUUGUCCCUGCUCAUCAUCGUGGUUCUCCUGGAGAGGAAGAUGCUCGGGAAGAGUAUGUUGUUUGGGAGAAAGAAGAUGAAGUUUGGGGGAAAGUCCAUCCCAAAGCGGCUUGCAGCGCCCUGUGGGUUGAUCGUCGUCGCUCUGCUGGGCCUCAUGGGGGCGUAUGCUGCUGGGAGCUGCAGAGAGGCUGACACCACUGUCAUGGUCCUUAUGGUGCCUGUCGGUGUAUGCCUGCUGCUGGCGCUUGUUUUCCAUUGGAAGCCACUCACAAAAAUGCAUAAUUUCGUCUUGAAAUUCUUCAAGAAACUCGCCCAUCUUGGCAUUCCUUCAGGUACCUACAGAGACACGGACGAUGACCACCUACAAAACACCCGUUAUCUUGUUAUGCUCCUUGCUACUCUUGUGGUAACCAUCACUUACCAAGCAGGACUAGAUCCACCGGGCGGCCUCUGGCAAGACGAUCGGGAUGGGCAUAAGAUGGGCCACCCGGUGCUCCAAACCACACAUCCUACUAGGUACAAAGUGUUCUUCUAUAGCAACUCGGCAGCCUUCAUCACAUCCCUGGUCGUCAACAUGAUGCUCCAGAGCAAGUUUCUGCUCACGCGGCACACGCUGGAAGUAACUCUCGUGUUCGACCUAUUCGGCCUCGUCACUGCCUAUGGCGCCGGAAGCACCAGGGAUGUAAUCACAUCCAUCUAUAUUGUUGCCUUGGCAGGCAUCGUCCUGGUCUACGUCAUCGUCCAUAUCAUCAUCAGAGAGCAUGAUCCUGAUCCGGAGGAUCAUGCUGCACUAAAGGAACUUGAUGCCAAGCGCAGGGUGCUAUUGUUGGUCGCUAUCUUGGCGGCCACCCUCACGUACCAAGCAGGACUCACCCCGCCCGGUGGCUUCUGGUUGGCAGAUGACCAAGGGCUCGGUCUCCGUGCGGGUUUCCCGGUCCUUCUACAUCAUUACCCUCGUCGUUACUAUGCAUUCUUCUACUGCAACGCGGCGAGCUUCAUGGCAUCAGUAACCCUCAUCCUUCUUCUUGUCAAUCCGAAGCUAUACAGGCCGGGCAUACGUUGUUAUGCGCUCUAUGUGUGCAUGCUGGUGGGCACAUUUGGCCUUAUGGGUGCAUACGCUGCCGGAAGCUCCCGGCAUCUCAGGACCUCCAUCUAUGUAUUGACCCUGGUCGGCGCAGUGGUUGCCUUCAUAGCCUUGCUGCUAGUCCUUUUCCGGUUAUUCCCUUUAUUUGACAAACCCAAAGAUAAAGUGCCGGCAACUCCCAAGACGGCUGAAGCAGGUCACAGCAGCAACAAGGCAACUUCCAAGACGGCUGAAGUAGGUCACAGCAGCAACAAGAGCAGCGGCAGCAAGAAGAAAGAAAAACUUCAAUACUUGAUGCUGCUAGGGAUCCUGGCUGCAAGUAUGACAUACCAGACUGGCCUAAAACCACCGGGUGGCCUAUGGCAGGACAACAAUGAUGGGCACUCUGCUGGCAACCCCAUUCUCCGUGACAUCAACAAGGACCGGUACAAUGCUUUCUUCUACAGCAACUCUGCCUCCUUCAUGGCCUCAAUUGUGGUGGUAGUCAUGCUGCUUCCAUUGACGAUGCUGCCAGAGAAAGACACAAAGUCGUCCGAGAAAGAAACAAAGUCGGUCAUGCUUCUUGAGAUGACGACGGUGCCCGUGAAAGACCCGAAGUCGCCUGACAAAGAAACAAAUUUGUCCAAGAAAGACACAGAGUCGGCCGAGAAAGACCUGAAGCCGACCGACGAAGGUACAUGGCCACUCUGGCCGAUGCAUACGGCCAUUUUGCUGGACAUGAUGGGCCUCCUGGUGGCAUACGCAGCGGGCAGUACUAGGAAAUGGGAAACAUCCAGGAACGUCAUGGUCCUCAUCGUUCCUGUGUUGGCCUACAUUGGGCUCUACGCAGCACUGUCAGUCUUCUGCCAUAGAAAAGAAAAGUCCAAAGUGGCAGCAGAUACCCAGGAUGGUGGUGAAGCCGCGUAA